ACAAAGAGAUUGAUCACAACAUUGUAAACGUUGGAAUAGGGUAGGCAGUCAUGAAAGUUUUGGUAUUUCUCUUUUGCUUCUUCGCCGUUGCGUACAGUAAUGAUUGGAUGAAAAGUCCAUACGGAGAUAAUGAUGAAUUCAACACUAAAGCAAGAUUUGGCGACAAUAUAAGUUUGCAAUGUAACGAUUCUAGAUCACUUCCAAGUGAGAGAACGAUUUAUAAAUGGAUCCUUCCAAAUUUGGAUAUUGCCGAUAAAAACUAUAAUAAGAGUUAUAAAUCGCUUGAUGGAGAUGUCAACCUUAAAGUCAUUGAAGAUGGAGAAUUUCUUCUGAUUUCGAAAGUUCAGGAGGAGCAUUUUGGCUUUUACUAUUGCGUUGGAUCUCUUACCAAUGGAGAGGAAUUCGUAAUUAAGAAAGGUCUCAAUUAUAACGGCUAUUAUUUUGGUAACCUUUGGAGAAAGUAUAAGAAAGCCACAAUAGUCGGAUUAUCUACCUCCCUCCCUCUUAUGGCAGCUCUAUUAGUCGCACUUGCAAUUCAUAGUCGUAUGACCUGGAAUGACGAAGAUAUUCCCAUCGAAAUGAAAAACAUUCCACUUCAUCUACUUGAAGGAGCAGAAGAGAAUGGAAUUGCAACCCCGACAAAAGAAGACAGUGUUAUCGAAAAACAACCGGUUUCUAUUGCCUACGAUAACAGGGCUUACGACAGUGAUCUAAAAGAUAGCGACUACUAUUCGCAAGGUCUUACAACUCUUUAG
Messenger RNA from Dimorphilus gyrociliatus, 755 nucleotides. NCBI's taxonomy places the organism in Eukaryota, Metazoa, Annelida, Polychaeta, Dinophilidae. The record is from the annotation of a GenBank genome assembly.